This is a messenger RNA of Lampris incognitus (smalleye Pacific opah), 2244 nucleotides long. RefSeq names its product probable G-protein coupled receptor 173. Gene Ontology annotation, molecular function: G protein-coupled receptor activity. NCBI's taxonomy places the organism in Eukaryota, Metazoa, Chordata, Actinopteri, Lampriformes, Lampridae. The record is from RefSeq and is a predicted model, not a curated record. The transcript has a single exon. Gene Ontology annotation, cellular component: plasma membrane. Gene Ontology annotation, biological process: G protein-coupled receptor signaling pathway. The coding region runs from base 214 to 1419 and encodes 401 amino acids.
CCAGGGCCGUGGGAGUCGAGGGCCGUGGGAGACCAGGGCCGUGGGAGUCGAGGGCCGUGGGAGACCAGGGCCGUGGGAGACCAGGGCCGUGGGAGACCAGGGCCGUGGGAGUCGAGGGUCGUGGGAGACCAGGGCCGUGGGAGACCAGGGCCGUGGGAGGAUCUCAGCUCUUGAUAAAGGGCCCCUAAUUGCAGCUGUGUUGGAAGAGGUGAAAUGGCAAACCAGAGUUUUGCCAUCGACGGUCCCGGCAGCCUGCUGGCCGUGUUGGCCUCUCAGAGUGGACUGGCGAGAGGCGGCGGCGGCGGCGGCAGCAGCAGCAGCAGCAGCAGCGGAGGAAUCUCCGCCGCGGAUGUAUCGGCCUACUUUAAGCUGGUCUUCUUGGGUUUGAUCAUCUGUAUCAGCCUGGCGGGAAACCUCUUGGUCUCUCUGCUGGUCCUACGAGACAGGGCGCUCCACAAAGCCCCCUACUUCUUCCUGCUGGACCUGUGCCUAGCUGACGCCGUCCGCUCCGCCGCCUGUUUCCCCUUCGUCCUGGUGUCGGUUCACAACAGCUCAGCCUGGACCUACAGCGACUUGAGUUGCAAAGUGGUGGCUUUCAUGGCGGUGCUGUUUUGCUUUCAUGCGGCCUUCAUGCUGUUCUGUGUGGCUGUGACCCGCUACCUGGCCAUCGCCCAUCACCGGUUCUAUGCCAAACGCAUGACCAUCUGGACCUGUGCGGCCAUCAUUUGCAUGGUGUGGACUCUGGCCGUGGCCAUGGCCUUCCCGCCGGUCUUCGAUGUGGGGACAUACAAGUUCAUCCGCGAUGAGGACCAGUGCAUUUUCGAGCACCGCUACCUGAAGAACAACGACACGCUGGGCUUCAUGCUCAUGCUCGCCGUGGUCAUCUUGGCCACCCACGGCUUCUACGCCAAGCUGCUGUUGUUCGAGUACCGGCACCGCAAGAUGAAACCAGUCCAGCUCGUGCCAGCUAUCAGCCAAAACUGGACCUUCCACGGUCCCGGGGCCACAGGACAGGCUGCGGCUAACUGGAUCGCGGGUUUCGGCCGUGGUCCCAUGCCGCCGACUCUUUUGGGCAUCCGGCAAAAUUUACACAACCAACACCGGCGGCUGCUGGGGAUGGAGGAGGUGCGGUCGGAGAGGAGGCUGGGCAGAAUGUUCUACACCAUUACCCUGCUCUUCCUGGUGCUCUGGGCUCCCUACAUAGUGGCCUGCUUCUGGAGGGUGUUUGUCAAGUCCUUCGCCAUCCCUCACCGGUACCUUUCCAUCACCGUGUGGAUGAGCUUCGCCCAGGCCGGGGUCAACCCCAUCUUCUGUCUGCUCCUCAACGAGGACCUGAGGAAAGUGCUGCGAGCUCACCUGCCCACCUACUGGAGGACUAAACAACACCUGCCCCAGGAUGAGGCCUACUGCAUCAUGUAAUGCCGCACGACACGGGAUCGGCCGAGGUGACCUUAAAGACGGGGGGAAUGUUCGACGUUUGGAAAAACGGGAAGUCACGUAACGCGCCUUGAUCGGCGAGGCGGGAGUCUGCGGAGGAACGAGGACGGCGGCGCCAUUUCAUUUAGAACGUCUCGGUGUUUGAAUCAACGGGGUUUGACCGUUUCCGGGCUGUGGCAGGUGGAAACUAGUCUGCGACGGGGGCAAAGGAAACGCCCCGGGUGGCACUUGGACCGAUUCCCUUACCAAUUCCCUCAGCUGCGAGAGACCACGACCGAGAUCGCAGCAGCAAUCCCCACGCAGAGUCAGUCGGACUGACGUCAUUACGGCGAACCGGAAACAAUGUUGCCUUACUUGAGGAAGGACACGCCCACAGCGCUGCGCUGAGAACCGGCCCGUGCGUCACACGGGACCCGGGGCGGACAGAGGGUUCAGGCCCCCUGAACCCUCAAACGCGCCGAUGGACCGCUGAUAAAGGACGUUGUUCAGCGUGCGGCUCACACACCGACUGGACUCUCGGGCUCUGGAAGGGAUUCGCCAAGCACCCCGGAGGACGCCUGUUCUGUUGCUUCCCUCUCUCCGAGGCACCGGAGGGGGCGCUGCAAAACACGGAGCCAACACGUUCCCCUCCGGUCCGUUUAAACAGCCGCGCUGAACCCAGACCCCUGACCCGUUUGGUUUUGUUCGGACCGGCUUUGGGCGUGUCGGGGUCAUUUCUAUCGACAGCGACAUAAGAGAAUAAUUAUUGCCUGUUUUCCUUGAUUUGUAAGUAAGACACGCUGAGCAGAUGACACUAUUUUGAAAUAU